Molecule: messenger RNA, 1641 nt
Organism: Prosopis cineraria
Lineage: Eukaryota; Viridiplantae; Streptophyta; Magnoliopsida; Fabales; Fabaceae
Exons: 6
Coding region: 249-1256 (335 amino acids)
Source: RefSeq, a predicted model, not a curated record
UCUUCGUCUUCCAGUGAUGGUUCGAUCCAUAUGACUGUUUGGGUCGGUCUGGGUUUGAAAACAGUUAUAAUCUGUGGUUCAUGGCUGUAAAUAUGCGUUGUUUUCCCCCUUGCAAUUUGGCAUGAUGCUGUGCUUUUAGUCGGUGGUUGGAAGCCAAGCGGCAAGGCCUAAUCCACUUCCACAAUUCCACUCUCCCGUGCGUGUUCGAAGCAGAAGGAAAUCCUACAGUCUCUUCCAAGUUUACGAGCAUGAUUGCUAAAGCCAAUCUCAUCUCCUGCAACUUCUCCACUUUACCAUCUCUUGCUCUCACCAAACCAAAAUCCAAAAUUCCGCUUCAAACCCCCAAACCUCAACCCAUAAUUCCUUCAUUUAAAUCAACAGCAACAUCGCUUACUGUAUUCAAACCUCUUGAUGUUAAAACCUCGUUAUCUUCGUUUCAAACCAAGGGUCGUCUCCGCAUCUGUCACAGUUCCUUGAACCGUCAGAAUUUAGAAGAUCCGGAAUUGAAGGAAGAAAGUGAGCUUGGCGGGAAUGGAAAUGGCGGGGAAGGAAGGGACUGGACUACGUCCAUUUUGCUUUUUUUGCUGUGGGGUGGACUCAUAUACUAUGUUUCUUUUCUCGCCCCAAAUCAGACCCCGUCGCUGGAUAUGUACUUCUUGAAAAAGCUCCUGAACUUGAUAGGAGAUGAUGGCUUUAGAAUGAACGAAGUGAUUGUAUCAUUAUGGUACCUAAUGGGCUUAUGGCCCUUGGUGUAUAGCAUGAUGCUGCUUCCUACUGGAAGAAGCUCAAAAAGCAAUAUUCCUGUUUGGCCCUUCCUUGUACUUUCAUGUUUUGGUGGUGCAUAUGCUCUUCUUCCCUAUUUUGUCCUUUGGAAACCACCACCACCUCCUGUUGAAGAAAGUGAGCUUAGAACCUUGCCAUUGAAUGUUCUGGAAUCAAAAGUAACUGCUGGGAUAGCACUUGCUGCAGGGUUAGCCCUCAUUAUAUAUGCAGGUUUAGCUGGUGGGCCAGUGUGGAAAGAAUUUUAUCAGUACUUCAGGGGAAGCAAAUUUAUCCAUAUUAUGUCCAUUGAUUUUAUUCUGCUUUCUUCAUUUGCACCUUUUUGGGUUUACAAUGAUAUGACUGCUCGGAAACGGGUUGACGAAAGUUCUUGGUUUCUUCCUCUGUCGCUGGUACCAUUUCUGGGUCCUGCUUUGUACAUUUUCCUUCGGCCUUCGUUGUCAGAAACAGCCAGUCCUACGACUGAGGCAGACUAAAGUCAACUUGUUAGCAGCUUGUGUGAUUACUGCCAAUGAAAGGGAUUAGACAUUUUUCUUGCUGCAAGAAUUGAAGCUGAUUGUGAUUCUGUGAGCCUGAUUCAGAAAUGACAGUAUCAUUCUACAGAGUGUGCCGCAGAGCUCCAGCAGCUUAUACCGCCUGAUGAGAUUCAAUGCUAAUCUCUGAUCAAAUAGAAGCUUCGGGCUUGCCUGGUUUUAUUAAGUUCUUUGAGAAUCUAAUUGAUCAAGUCAAGACUCUCUCUCAUUAUCUUUUCAUCAUAGUCGAGUAUAAAACCAGAAGCAAGUCAAACGUAGAUGAAGUGAAUUUGCUUCUAUCAAAAGAACAUUCUUCACAAGCCAAAUUUUACACUUUAUCCUUAAAAUA